AUGUCAAUUAGCGGUGUCAUAAACGAUUCAAUACAGGAUAACUUAUCCUUCCUGGAAGAAUAUUCAAAUUCAAUACUCAAUCAGAUUGCUGAACUUCAUGUCAAUGAUGGCGCUACCAAUUUGGUUUCUGUAUCUUAUGGUGAGAUCCCUAAUCAAGAUGAAGUGAUUGAUCAAUUAUCAACUGUUCAAACUAAAUUCAAUGAGAUCUUUGAAUUGGUAUCAACCUUGAAGAAGAAUAAUUCUUCAAAUAUCACAUCAUCUAAGCGUAAUAUUGAUUUGAAUGAUAAGAGUGUCAAAUUGAAUAAAGUUGUGGAUAUUUUGGAACCAUUUAAGAAUGGUUCUAUUUAUUCAAAAGUGAAAUCCACUGCUAAUGCUGCUUCGAAUGUUGAUCCGUUAGCUCUGAAAGAAAUAGAGUUGGUUGGUAAAUUGGAAAAUUUGAUUGUUCUUUAUGCAUUAUUAUCCUUAUAUCAAAUCACUUUAACACAGUAUUUGAAUUAUACAGUUCCUUUGAAUGAUGAUAUUUUCUAUUGGGAUAUUGUUUCAUCUUCCACUUGGAGAACUGCUUUAUAUUCCCUUCAAACUUUGCCUGAAAGAAGCUCUCAACUAAUUCAAAGUGUUUUCAAUGAUUUGAAAAAAGCAGCCAAUCCAAAUGUGUCAACUCUAGAUAUCCAGGUCCCACAAUUUAUCGUUCAAAACCAUCCAUCUUAUACCAAUUCUUAUAAACUGUUUGUUCAUUAUCGCAACAUCUUGACACAUUCUCUAUACAACAACAUUUUGGCUAAUAAUAUCAAAGGUUUUUACAAAUCAUUAAGUUCAAACAAAAACUUCAAUAUGUUUGAUAUUAAAAAGAAUCCUCCAAGGUUUAAAAACUAUUUAUCAGUUAUUUUAGGUGCUCCAUUUGUUUCAAUAACUCAAGAAGUACAAUCAAAGAAAGCAAAACUAAUUGAUCUUCAAUCUGAUAAUGCUAAAAAGCUGGGUUCUUUGAUAACAAACGUUCCAAACUUGAAGAAAAUUCAUAAUGAUACAAACAAAAUUAAUGAAAGUUUACAAUCUUUAAACUUUGUUUUGUCGGAUAAUGGUGAAUCAACCAGUGAUUUAUUACCAAACUUGUACAACAUUUCAAAUUCCUCAUUGCCAAAGAUCAAGAAACAAGUUCAAUCAAUAAGAUCUGGAAACUCAAAGCCAAGUUUCCUUACAAGAUAUUGGCCUUCUAUUUUAUUAACAGGGCUAUAUGGACCAUCUGCCGUAAUAACAGUCAUUACGAAUAAAGAUGAAAUCGUUAAUUUCAUUCAAAAUAAUUUGAUUGAAACAGUUCAAGGCUUUUGGAAAAAUUGGAUAUUGAAACCAGUUUCAAACAUUUUAUCAACAAUUCGUCAUGAUGAUAAUUCAGAAAUUUCAAUAAUGUCACAAAAAUCAUUAGAUUCUGAUUUAGAAUCUUUGAAAAGAAUGGUUAUUGAAUAUACUCUAGAAAAUUCACCAGAUUAUAAAAAUCUGAAAUCAACAGAUUUAGAAAUCCUAAAACAAGAACUGGAUAGAUUAGUAUCAAGUGGUGAUUUAACUCCUCUUAUGAAAGAUUAUGAAAAUGAUAUAAAAAAUCCUUUGAAGAAUUUGAUCAAGGGGAAAUUAACAAGAGCUUUAUUAAUUCAAUUACAAAAGACAAAAGUCGAUGGUGCAGUGGCUAUAAAUGGUAUUGAUAAAUUAUUAAAAUCUCAAGAACUAGUGUUUGGUAUAGUUGCAGCAUCUCCAAGUUUAGUGAUUGUCGUGUAUUUGUUGAAGGCUAUCAAUUCUUAUAUUCAAAAAGGUUAUAUCUCAAGAGGUACUGGUGAAAGAAAAUUAAUUGUUUCCAAGAAUUUGAACAAUAUUCAACGAUUACUAAACAAGAUCGAUGAAGGAUCAACUGGAAACAAAGAUGAAUUGAAUUACACUAAUGGUAUGUUGCUUUUAGAAAUUAUUUCAUUAAGAAAUAAUGGAUUAUUUAUCAUUCCAAAGAAUAGAAGAUUUGAAUGGUUGAGAGACGUUAAUGAUUUGAAUGAUAAAAACUUGAAACCAAACGCAAAGUUGAACACAGUUCAAAGAAUUUACAACACAUUUGGUCAUUUCAUCAAUUGA
Hansenula anomala is the source of this 2109-nucleotide messenger RNA. It is a transcript of the gene NCA2, whose product is annotated as Nca2p. Gene Ontology annotation, cellular component: mitochondrial outer membrane. The coding region runs from base 1 to 2109 and encodes 702 amino acids. The record is from RefSeq and is a predicted model, not a curated record. NCBI's taxonomy places the organism in Eukaryota, Fungi, Ascomycota, Saccharomycetes, Phaffomycetales, Wickerhamomycetaceae. The transcript has a single exon.